AUGAAUCUGCGAUUUGCAGCUCGCAUCCGUUUUUUUUUUUACGCCUUUGCCUCUCAGUCCCUCACAGUGGAUAAAAUCCGUAACGUUAACUACAUAAGUCGGUCCAAUUCGGCUCCAUUGUCGUCAUCGAUCCUGCCAUCUCAUCUCGCUACCUUAAUCUCAUCAAGCUCAAACCAACUUCAUAUAUACCCGCGAUUCCCCGUGAAAUUUGCUAUUCUUCUUUUAUCCUCCACGAGAAACUACUACAUAAGUUUAGUUGCCAAUAGACAAGCACUAUCGUACGCAGCAGAAGAUCUCGACUACACGAUUUCGUCUCUACACUAUCCCCUAAGACAGACCAAGGUUCUCCUAUCACCUCUAAAUUUUUAA
This is a messenger RNA of Blastomyces dermatitidis ER-3, 369 nucleotides long. RefSeq lists its product as uncharacterized. The transcript has a single exon. Lineage: Eukaryota; Fungi; Ascomycota; Eurotiomycetes; Onygenales; Ajellomycetaceae. The record is from RefSeq and is a predicted model, not a curated record. The coding region runs from base 1 to 369 and encodes 122 amino acids.